Messenger RNA from Urocitellus parryii (Arctic ground squirrel), 615 nucleotides. It is a transcript of the gene Vxn, whose product is annotated as vexin. Gene Ontology annotation, biological process: neuron differentiation; neurogenesis. The record is from RefSeq and is a predicted model, not a curated record. NCBI's taxonomy places the organism in Eukaryota, Metazoa, Chordata, Mammalia, Rodentia, Sciuridae.
AUGCAUCAGAUCUACAGCUGCAGCGAUGAAAAUAUAGAAGUUUUCACCACCGUGAUUCCUUCCAAGGUGACCAGUCCAUCCAGGAGAAGAGUCAAAAGCUCUCAACACCUCUUGACCAAGAAUGUGGUGAUCGAGUCGGACCUCUACACUCCCCGGCCACUGGAGCUGCUGCCUCACCGCAGCGACCGUCGGGAUGCAGUUGAUGGCCGCAGGUUCGGCCGGCUGCAGAACACUAGGCCUCCAGGGGCGCAUCCCACCAAAACCCCCGCCAGACCUGUGGGGAUUUCUGAACCCAAAGCAUCCAAUCUGUGUGGGAAUCGAGCAUAUGGAAAAUCGCUGAUUCCUCCAGUGGCCCGGAUCUCAGUGAAAUCUCCGGCUGCAGCAGAGGUGGCAGCCACAGGCUCAGAGAACGGAGCUGUUCUGGGGAGAGGAUCCAGACAUCUCAAGAAGAUGAUGGAAGAGUAUCCAACUCUCCCCCAGGGUGCAGAGGCUUCCCUGCCACUGACAGGCAGUGCCUCCUGCGGUGUCCCUGGCAUCCUCCGGAAAAUGUGGACCAGGCACAAGAAGAAGUCUGAAUACGUGGGAGCCACCAACAGCGCCUUCGAGGCUGACUAG